AUGUCUGCAUUUUCCCGUCUAUCCGACCUGCUUCCCACGCCCAAGCCGAUGGCUGGCAACUUCACCUCCAUGGCCCGGGCCAAAGUCUUUGCACGCCGCCUGGCUGGAAUCGCAGAGGCCCGCAAGGUCGAGAACCUCAGCCUGCUCGGCCGUGUGUGGGAGGAGCUUCUGGACGAGCGCGAGGAGUACAUCCGCAUGGGCAGGUCCUUCAUCGACAGCGCCACCCAGGUCGACGACGACAUUCUCGAUCUGAAGCUCGUCGAAAAGAUGGCCGCAAAGUUCCACGAGGAACUCGACAUCACCACCCGGAUGCUGGCCGUCCACUGCAAUGAGCGUCUCAAAGAAAACUUUCGCAUCCUCGAGCAGACCGUCCGGUCCAAGCUGGCCGUCCUCGAGAACGAGCAUCGCCGCAAGAUCCGCAGCGUGCGAAAGCAGUGCCAUAAGAGUCUUGCAGAGGGUGUCGACAAACUCUACUCGCAGUAUCAGUCCUACAACGAACAGCAGAUACAGUCCAAGAUAAAGGAGCACGCCUCCAAGAAAAAGGACAUGGAUCUCGCCAUCGACCGCGCCAACAGGAAUCUCAUUCUGAUGGAGCACGAGAUGCAUCGUCUCGAGUAUGCUGCCGCAAGAGCCUUCCUUUUGCUGAAGAAGAAGGGCGUUGCCGAUGUGGCUCUACUGAGUAAAUCCUCGGAAAUGCACGAAAAGUUCAAGGUCGACCAGAUCACCGCAUUUUACAAGCAAAUCUUUGACGGGCUUGAAUACAAGCUGCACGACUUGCGCACCCGGAAGAGCAACAUCGAGGAGAUCCUUGAUGUCAUUUGCCCACCUGUCAAGCCCACCACACCGUCCAGCCUCGAGACCAGCGUUACUCCGCAACCAGGACCCCUAAGCACCGUGGCCGAGAAUGCCGAAGGCAGCACCGAUAUCGAGCUCGCCAGCCAGAUGGAUUAUUUCCAGAGGGUCAAGGAGCGUGCCCGGAUGAAACAAGCCGUUCGAGAAAAGCUGGGGGGCUCCCGAGUUGUAUUUUUGGACGAGCUGCUGGUGUCCGACUCCAACCCCGAAAAGACGCGGAGCGCAACCAUUUGGAAAGAUGCCGAAAAGACGAUCCUUCGGCAGGCCAUGCGCGGCUUUGGGGUCCGGCUUGUGGAGAGCGAUGACCUGGGGGCUGAUCAAAGCUUCUCUGCUCGCUCCUCGCUUGUUUCGUCCACGUCCAGCAAAUCCGAGUCCGCCAAGUCGAUCGAAACCCCCAUCGAGGAGGAGGACGAGGACGCCAUCAUGGACCGAGAGCUGCGCCACAUGGAGGAUGAGUUUAAAUCCAAGAUCGAGACCCUGCAGAAGCAGAGCCAGGCCGAGCUCGAUGUCUUUAUGAAGCGCAAGAAGAAGAUGAUCAAGAGCUGGGACGUCAAGAUCGACGCCAUCAUGCACCUCACCGAUCCGAUCCACCUUGCCCGAAUACUCCAGAAGCAGCGCAUGGCCUUGGAGUUCACCUCGGACUUUUUCCCGCGGCCCCGCAACGCCAGAGACCAGGGCUGCCAGUGCUACAUCCACGGAAUCAACUUCCAGACCAUCCUCAGGCUGGAGGAGCAGCGGAGACAGGAGCAGGAGGAGCGAGAGCGGAGGGCCCGUGAGCGCCGGGAGCAGCUUCGGCUGCUGCAGGCCCAACGAAUCGCCGAAAGCAACAUCUACGGGGCCAAGACAAUGCCCAAGAUCCAGAUUUUGGCACCAAUAGCGUCCUUUGUCGAGGUCUCGCCCGAAAGCUCUCCAACAGACCCAGUGCUAUCAGCUGACCUCCCGGGCAUUAUCAUGACCGACGCCUCGCCAACUUCUGAUGGUAUCCCAACGGAGGCGUCCCAGAUCGGCGGCAGUGCCCAGCCGGACGCCACGAUGGAGCCAGGCGACGAAACCUGUGCUUUGGACACCCACCCAGUCGAAAGUGAGCCGAAUCUCCCAGCCGAAAUCACCUUCCAGUCAAACACAUCAAUCGCCACCGAUCUGGUUGACGACACAGCCUCAAGCAGACAGGAGCUCUAUGGCGGUGACUCUGUCAUCGGAAGCCAGUUCCUCAUUUCCCUAGAGCCCGAUGCUAUCGACUCAGUUUCAGAGUCGUCCAGAGUGAACUCGACCGCAGCCUCCCAACGAGCAUCGCUUGUGAACGUCGCCGCAACCCCUCCCGAUGUUGCUGGUCCGCCGGCGACACAGGCCACUCGGCUCUCAACCAGUCGCCGCAGCGUCGUGAAGACAGCGCCUCCAUUCCAGCGCAAGCAAUCGCAUCGCGACUCGACGUACGCCUCGCAUCCGGAUAUCAAAACGGCCGGCUCAAGCAAGGAUAUUCGAAAGCCCAGCACGGCGGGUGCCACUACCGCGGCCGAUGAGGGCGAGUUCUUCUUUGCCGACGACGAAGAGCCCUCUCCUUGGAACAGCUCAAACCCAUAG
Messenger RNA from Polychytrium aggregatum, 2433 nucleotides. RefSeq lists its product as uncharacterized. The record is from RefSeq and is a predicted model, not a curated record. Bases 1 to 2433 code for a protein of 810 amino acids. NCBI's taxonomy places the organism in Eukaryota, Fungi, Chytridiomycota, Chytridiomycetes, Polychytriales. The transcript has 4 exons.